Messenger RNA from Zymoseptoria tritici IPO323, 1797 nucleotides. RefSeq lists its product as uncharacterized. Gene Ontology annotation, cellular component: endoplasmic reticulum. The transcript is spliced from 2 exons. Gene Ontology annotation, biological process: GPI anchor biosynthetic process. Bases 1 to 1797 code for a protein of 598 amino acids. NCBI's taxonomy places the organism in Eukaryota, Fungi, Ascomycota, Dothideomycetes, Mycosphaerellales, Mycosphaerellaceae. The record is from RefSeq and is a predicted model, not a curated record.
AUGAUCCGGGACCUCUUUAAAGUCGAGACUCUCGACGUUCGAUUCGCUUCUCCGACCGGGCAACCUCACAAGACUGCUCAACCGUCAAAAUGGAAUACUCCGGAGUAUUACCUCUACUAUCUGGUCUUUCUGACCAUUCCAUUCAUGAUGUUCAAGUCUGUCUACGACGUCUCACAACCUGAACAUCCGGGCUAUCAGAACUAUGAGAAACUUCUUUCACCGGGCUGGAUUCCUGGACGAAAGGUCGAUAACUCGGAUUCGCAAUACAGCGGAUUUCGAGAAAACAUCCCGUACAUGACCGUCCUUUUGCUGCUGCAUCCAAUUCUGAGGAGAGGCUACGAGAAGUUGAGGUCAGGGGAUGCCACCAACAAAGUAAAUGGGAAGCCUCCUGCUGGGACAUCAGCCUCAAGAACCUCGGAUGCCAGAUUCAGUGCCCGGGCAACUUUCGAUCUCGGAUUCGCGAUCAUUCUGCUUAUUGCAUUGCACGGCGUUUCCACGAUCAAGAUCUUCCUAAUCCUCUAUAUCAACUUCAAGAUCGCCACUGCAUUGCCGAAGCAGCAUGCGGGGGUUGCAACAUGGGUCUUCAACGUUGGCAUUCUCUUCGCCAAUGAACUUGGAUCAGGCUACAGAUUCGGAGAUAUCGCAAGAAUCCUCCUGCCCUCCACGACUUCCAGCGUGGAGAAGCCGUUCACAGAGAAUUGGGGAACAUGGCUGGACAGCUACGGUGGUCUCCUUCCACGAUGGGAGAUUCUCUUCAACAUCACAGUGCUCCGAUUAAUCGCCUUCAACUUUGACUAUCUGUGGAUGCUGGAUCGUCGUGCCGGUAGUCCAGUUGAGAAGAAAAACCUCGAUGUCACUGCUCUCCCCGAGCGCGAACGCGUUUCCAUCGGUGCGCAACCUCACGACUUCACCAUGUUCAACUACUUCGCAUACGUCCUCUACUCGCCUCUUUAUCUCGCUGGUCCCAUCAUCAAUUUCAACGACUACGUUUCUCAGAGUCGACAUCCUCUGUCUUCAACAUCACUUUCUCGGACAAUACCCUAUGCCAUCCGCUUUGUCCUGUGCGUGCUCUGCAUGGAGCUCGUCCUGCAUUACCUUUACGCCGUGGCCAUCUCCAAAUCAAAUCCGAACUGGUCGGAAACCUACUCACCUUUUCAACUCUCCAUGCUGGGCUACUUCAAUCUCCACAUCGUGUGGCUGAAACUCCUCAUUCCCUGGCGUUUCUUCCGCCUUUGGGCUCUCCGAGACGGCAUCGACCCACCCGAGAACAUGGUCCGCUGCAUGUCCGACAACUACUCCGCACUAGCCUUCUGGCGAGGAUGGCAUCGGAGUUUCAAUCGAUUCGUGGUGCGGUAUAUCUACGUACCGAUGGGCGGGUCGGGACAGGGCAAGAUCAGGGCGAUGGUGAACUACCUGUCUGUGUUCACAUUCGUGGCAUUGUGGCAUGACAUCAACCUGAGGCUGCUCAUGUGGGGCUGGCUGAUCUCGCUGUUCGUGCUUCCGGAGGUCCUUGCGACGUUGGCAUUUCCAGCGAGAAAAUGGCAAGACUCGCCUACGAAGUAUCGCAUACUUUGUGGUAUCGGUGCCGUCGGCAAUAUUCUGAUGAUGAUGGCAGCGAAUUUGGUAGGUUUCGCGCUGGGCUUGGAUGGACUGAAGGGACUUGUAGAUGGAAUUGUGGGCAGCUUGGGUGGACGGGUGUUUCUGCUGGCGGCGUGUUUGACAUUAUUCGUGGGCGCGCAGGUCAUGUUUGAGAUUCGGGAAAGCGAGAAGAGGAGAGGAGUCUGGCUGAAGUGUUAG